AGUGAGGGGGGUGCAUCGCUGCGACUCUUCUUCUUCUUCGCUGAAUCCGUCAUCCUCCGAUCAUCUUGGAGUUUUCCGAUUACCUCUCUCUCUCUCUCUCUCAUUCUCAUUCUCAUCAUGCGUUUGCUUCUUCUCUCCCUUCGCCGUGUAACUCCACUCUCGAGGCAUCAACGAUACGCUUUCGCUCCUAUUCAUAAUUGUUUGAUCUCAAUCAAUCCCAGCUCGCCUUCUUCAUCCCUUGUUUUCUCGGUUUCUUCCUUCUGUUCGUCUCCACAUUCCAAUGGAGAUGGAAAGAUUGCAGGGCCGUUAGUGGAGUAUGAACGCAGAAUCGUAGCUGGAGAGUUAUUGGAUGGAGAUUUAUGUCAGCUAGGUACUUUAAGAGAACUUCAGAGACUCUACGACGAGCUUGUUCAAUCUGCUGAUGCUUGUCGAUUGGAUCGUUAUUCUGCAUCUGCAAAAUCCACUAGGACUAAUUGGUUCUGGAACAAAUUUGUGUCUCACUCUUCUGUCUCUCCUGUCAAAGGCUUAUACUUGUAUGGAGGAGUAGGAACUGGAAAGACAAUGCUCAUGGACUUGUUUUUUCAUCAAUUGCCAGGUAGCUGGAGAACACAAAGGAUUCACUUUCACAAUUUCAUGUUGAGUGUUCAUAGCCGCCUGCAAAAGCACAAGGGUCUUGAAGAUCCACUUGAAGUUGUUGGCCUGGAAAUAGCCGACGAGGCUAUAUUACUAUGCUUAGAUGAGUUCAUGGUCAAUGAUGUAGCUGAUGCACUGAUACUAAACCGUCUUUUUAGACACUUGUUUAACAAUGGCAUUAUUCUUGUUGCUACAUCAAACCGUGCUCCAGAUAAUCUCUAUGAAGGUGGUUUACAGAGGGACUUAUUCCUUCCGUUUAUUUCCACGCUAAAGGAAAGAUGUGUGGUUCGUGAGAUUGGCUCAUCGGUGGACUAUCGGAAAUUGACCUCUGCUGAAGAGGGAUUUUACUUCAUUGGGAAGGAUAUCUCUGGCCUUCUUAAACAGAAGUUUCAGCUAUUGGUUGGCGAUCAACCAGCCGGUCCUCAAGUGGUUGAAGUAGUAAUGGGAAGGAAAUUGCAGGUUCCUCUGGCUGCGGAUGGAUGUGCCUACUUUCUUUUUGAAGAGCUGUGUGAUAGACCCCUAGGUGCAGCCGAUUAUCUCGGAUUAUUCAAGAAAUUUCAUACUUUGGCUCUGGAAGGUGUACCCAUCUUCGGGCUUCACAAUAGAACCGCAGCUUACCGUUUUGUGACCCUGGUUGAUGUAAUGUAUGAGACCAAGGCCAGGCUUCUAUGCACGGCAGAAGGUGGCCCUAUAGAACUGCUGGAGAGAAUAGUGACAAUCUCUGAUGCGCAGCAAAUAGCACCUAGAACAUCUUCAAGAUCAAGGAAGAGUGAUGAUCCCGACCUUUGUGUGGACAACGAGCUUGGUUUUGCUAAAGACCGCACCAUUAGCAGAUUAACGGAGAUGAACAGCAAAGAAUACUUGGAACAACAUUCCAGAAUGUUGCAGGAGAAGCAGCCUUCUUCUUAGUAUUAUUACAAUGUGAUUAGAGAUGCUGUUAAACCUGUUGGAACCAUUGUUACAGAACAAAAGGUCUCAUAAUGUAUUUAUUCUCUGUGUUUGAGCACAGACCCAUAUUUUUCUUGCAAGUUGAUCA
This is a messenger RNA of Arabidopsis lyrata subsp. lyrata, 1669 nucleotides long. Its product is annotated as lactation elevated protein 1. The record is from RefSeq and is a predicted model, not a curated record. The coding region runs from base 118 to 1542 and encodes 474 amino acids. The transcript has 12 exons. NCBI's taxonomy places the organism in Eukaryota, Viridiplantae, Streptophyta, Magnoliopsida, Brassicales, Brassicaceae. Gene Ontology annotation, molecular function: ATP hydrolysis activity; ATP binding. Gene Ontology annotation, cellular component: cytoplasm; mitochondrion; chloroplast.